ACACUUCCCUGUCCCCAACAGUUAAAAAAAACCUUUACCAAACUGAAAGACAAAACUCUCUGUUUCUCUCUGUCUGUCUGUCUGUCUCUGCAAUGGCUUCUCUCCGAUCUCUGCUCGUCCUCUUCGUCCUUUCCGCCGUUACAGUCUCCCCGGCGAGUUCUCAAACCUGCUCGAGCCCGAAGCUCACCAACAGCAACCUCUACGCCGCAUGCCUUGACCUCCCGUCUCUCAGCUCCGCCCUCCACUACUCCUACGACGCCGCGAACAAAUCCGCCGCCGUAGCGUUCGUGGCCAAGCCGGCGCAGUCCGGCGGGUGGGUGUCGUGGGCCCUGAACCCGACGGGCAUGGGGAUGGUUGGGGCGCAGGCACUCAUCGCCUUCAAGGACUCGUCCACCGGGGCCAUGACCGUGAAGACCUACAAUGUCAGCUCGUACGCCUCCGUCAAGCAGUCCAAGAUCUCGUUCGAGGUCUGGGACAUGUCCGCCGAGGAGAACUCCGGCGACGGGACGAUGAGGAUCUACGCUAAGUUUAAGGUCCCCGGGGACGCGUCGAAGCUGAACCACGUGUGGCAGGUGGGGCCGUCCGUCACCGACGGCAUGCCCGACAAGCACGACUUCGCCCAGGCCAACCUCGCCUCCAAGGGCACCCUAGAUUUGGUGGCGGGGCAGAGCACGUCCACCGCCGAUGGGUCCCGCACGAAGAAGAAGAAUAUUCAUGGAAUUCUAAAUGUGGUGAGCUGGGGGAUUAUGUUCCCAGUCGGUAUCAUCAUCGCGAGGUACGUGAGGACCUUCCCCUCUGCGGAUCCGGUUUGGUUUUAUCUGCACGUCUCCUGCCAGUUCUCUGCUUAUGUUAUCGGGGUUGCGGGUUGGGGAACCGGUCUCAAGCUCGGAAGCGAAUCUCCAAGUGUUGUGUACUCCAAUCACCGGAAUAUUGGGAUCGCCCUCUUCUGCCUCGCCACUGUGCAGAUAUUUGCGCUGCUGUUGAGGCCGAAGAAGGACCACAAGUACCGGACUUACUGGAAUAUCUACCACCAUGGCGUUGGCUACGCGAUCCUCAUCCUCGGGAUACUCAACAUCUUCAAGGGCUAUGACAUCCUCAAGCCUGGGGAGAAGUGGAAGACUGCCUACAUAAUCGUGAUUUCCAUCCUCGGGGGGAUCGCGGUCUUCUUGGAAGCAAUCACGUGGAUCGUCGUUCUCAGGAGGCGGUCCAACAAGUCCACAAAGCCCUACGAUGGCUACAACAACGGGCAGAGCAGGCAAGAACCACUUGCCCUGUAGAAUAAGAGGAAGGAAGGACCCGGGUCGACCUUUUACAUUUUGUACCUCUUGCUGUGACAUUAUUAAACGAGGUUUUGCUUCGCCUCUUCCCGGACCGGCUUGUGUGCAUCACGUCCCGCUUGUUGCCUUUGCCUGUAUAAUUGCUUUAAUGGUAGUAUACAUGUGUACAUAUAAUUAUUUGGGUCCUCUUUGGGGCCACUGUUUUGUACUGUCCAUUAUCAUUUAUGUGGCUGAAACUUAUUCUGAGAAUUAGAUGGGUUAGCACUCAACAGCUGUGCUGUCUAUUUAAUCCACUCUCUUUUUUUCCU
Messenger RNA from Punica granatum (pomegranate), 1585 nucleotides. NCBI's taxonomy places the organism in Eukaryota, Viridiplantae, Streptophyta, Magnoliopsida, Myrtales, Lythraceae. The record is from RefSeq and is a predicted model, not a curated record.